Messenger RNA from Drosophila biarmipes, 1092 nucleotides. RefSeq names its product nudC domain-containing protein 3. Lineage: Eukaryota; Metazoa; Arthropoda; Insecta; Diptera; Drosophilidae. The record is from RefSeq and is a predicted model, not a curated record. Gene Ontology annotation, biological process: protein folding. The transcript is spliced from 3 exons. Gene Ontology annotation, cellular component: cytoplasm. Bases 58 to 984 code for a protein of 308 amino acids.
AAAACCGGCUUUAGUUCAAUGUUGUUUACCAUAUACUAAAAUCUUUUCUUUGAAAAAAUGGAUUUCCAAAGGAACGAUGCCAUGCUAAUGGGGAUUCUCCAGGAUCGUAAGACAAUUACAGGAUUCCUGGACUCUAUAUUCGGCUUCCUGCGACGCAAUACCGAUUUUUAUCACACAAAACGCGAUGAGUCGGAUAAAAUUGGCUUCCCCAAGGGCAUGAGGGAUCAGAUCCUAUAUGGCGCUAUGCAGCGCUACGAUCCGGAUUGCGUGCUCCAAACGAUGACUGCCGAAGGAGGAGCAUUGGAAGAUGAUGGUGAGACUGCUCCGCCGGCCAUUGAAGAAGUGGUCCUGGAAAGUGAAGAUGUAUCCCCAAUGGAAGUUGAAAGUCCCAAGAAAAAUCUCGAAUCACAAAAAUCUAAUGAGGAGAUCACAUUCUCCCCCAGUGACUACAAAAACGGAGCUGUUUUCGACACCCAUUGCUGGUCACAAACCCUCAAGGAUCUGGAGAUGCACAUCCUGUUACCCAAGGAUCUUCAAGCGGCAAAAAAGCUGAGCAUCCUUAUCAAAGCCCAGCACAUCAAAGUAAGCAGUAAACAGAGUCCCGAGAUCAUUAUCCUCGAGGGAAACCUGAGCCAGCGGAUCAAACACAACGAGGCUGUGUGGACCAUUGACCAGAAUCGGUUGAUUAUUAGUUGUGAUAAAUCCAAGGAACUGUGGUGGGAGCGCCUCUUUGAAGGGGAUCCCGAAAUCGAUCCCAAGAAAAUUGAAUGCGAGCGCUAUAUAGAUGACCUGCCGGAGGAUACCCAGGCCACCAUAGAAAAACUUAGGGUGCAGCAACUGGCAGCGGAUAAGGAACAAAGUGAACUCCAGGCCUCGAACCCAGAACAAGCUAAGACCCUGGAACGUUUACGAACUGCCUGGGAUGCCGAAGGUUCCCCUUUUAAAGGACAACCCUUUGAUCCGUCUAUUGUUAGAAUGAGUUAGUGUUUAUAAAGCAGUGAUUGGUAAAGAAUAAGCUUAUAUAUAAAAUAUUCUUAAAAAUUUUUACAUUAAUCAAUAUAAAAGUGUUAGAAAACUCUUAUUUAAUACAAA